Mesorhabditis belari is the source of this 789-nucleotide messenger RNA. Lineage: Eukaryota; Metazoa; Nematoda; Chromadorea; Rhabditida; Rhabditidae. The record is from the annotation of a GenBank genome assembly.
AUGGAGAGAGUAGACCUCGGUCCGGGUGGCUCUUAUGGAGGGAAAAUACAUGAUAACGAUUUGCUAAUCAAUCAACCGCUCAUCAUUGUCCAUGGAGUCUCUGAUAUGGCCGGCGAUCGGCCGACCAGAGCGGCCAAUUGGUUCAAAAAACACGGUGGCUACAAGCAAUCCGAGCUCUAUUCGACCACCUAUUUCAAUGGAGCACAGGGAAACCCUCUCAAAUGGCUCGAGUACACGAUGAAAUGUGAAUAUGUUAAACAGGUACGAUCUCUAAUUGUCGCCGUUCGCCUCUACACGGGUCGUCAGGUGGACGUGAUCGGCUACUCGCUUGGGGUGCCCGUUUCGAGAAAGGCUAUUCUUGGGGGUCAUUGUGUGGACACUGGCGAGCACUUGGGCGGUCCUCUGACAAAAUUCGUGAACACCUAUGUGGGAGCGGCUGGCCCAAAUCAUGGGAUUGCGCCACAGAUGGCGGGUAUCCAGCUGCCCGCUUGUGCUCUCGGGGCGCUCCCAAUUUGCAAUUCACUGAAUGGACUCUAUUCGGGAAAUUGCCCUCAGACAAGCAGAUAUCUCCAGGAUAUAAACGCCUAUCAACGCUAUGAGGGUCAACACAUUUAUACAAUUUACAGUAGAAAAGAUCAAGUGGUCGGCUAUCUCGUGUGUGGAGCGAUCACUUCUCAAAUCGCCGGCCAAGAUGGUGGUCGAGAAUUCGAUGGGCUCAAUCAUGCUCAAACAUUCCACUCCACUCAUCAUGUUCAACUGAGAAUGAUCCGCGAUCAUAAGAUGUUCGGU